AUUUAUGUUCAUUAACAUUCAGUUUUGCUUUAUUACACAAGAUCUUGUCUUAUUCUCUGCAUUGACUGUUAUACAACAGAUGGAAUGGAAAGAUCAUAUAGUUUUGUACAUUUGGGAAGAGCUGAAUGAACUAAUUUGCUUACAUUCCAUGGUUUGUACCACCUUUGUUUGAUUUGCUAGUAUCAGUUCUGUCUUUAGUUUAUGUCUGGGACAAAGUGUAGCCUCGUGAUGUUGCAGGGGAGAGACUGAACAACUGGCUCUUAUUUCCCAGCACGGCUCUUUGUCAGACUGAGUGAUCUGAAAAAUGGAAAAGCAGAAAGAGGAACCGAGACCAAUGUUAUAUAAGGGUCAUAAAAAUAGGACCAUUACCAUCAAGGACACCAUUAUAAGAAGGCAUUUAUUCAUCAUCAUCAUCAUCAUCAUCAUCAUCAUCAUCAUCAUCAUCAUCAUCAUCAGCCUCUGCUGCCACUAUCAUCAUCAUCAUCAUCAUCAUCAUCAUCAUCAGCCUCUGCUGCCACUACCGCACUGCCAUUAUCGUUUUCCCGUCAUCAUCAUCAUCAUCAUCAUCAUCAUCAUCAUCUUGUACCCUCAUCAUCAUCAGAAGCAGCCGCCUCACCAUUAAAGUCAUCAUCAUUAUCAUUAGGCUCUGUAAUCAUCCAUGAGGGGUUUCUAUGUGAGCCGGGAUAAAAGGGCAGUCCUGGCUCUUGCUUUCCUCACAUUGUGCCUCGGCGCCGGUGAAGGAGCAGCCAGACAGCCCUGCCUGCAGAAGUCUUGAAGCUUUUCUUUCUCCUUUCAGGGGAAAAAAACUCCAUCUUUUUGUCUUUUCAAUGUCUGAAAAUCUUAGAUUUGGCCUUACCCGUAGCACCAAGUAGUUUCUGAGAUUGGUUUCUCUGCGUAUCCUCUGGGUGAUGAGGAGAGUUCUGCCUACAGUCAGCUCAGCAUGGAAAGCGAAACGGACAACGUGCACCGAACAACUGACACUGAGAGGGAAGAAGAAGGCGGAGCAACCCAUUCCGAGCACAGUUUUCCAGCUUACCUUUCCUGCAGAGGUUGCGGACAGCUCCGGGACGAACCUCUUGGACCUGGCAUAGACCUGGUUGGUCCAUACUGCCUUCGGUGUUGCAAAGCCUCCAGGGAGGCCAAAAGUACAGACAUGUGUUCAUCUUUUGGGAGCAUGAGUGGGAUUCGCUCAGACUCUCAGACUCGUGAUGACAUGGAGCUUGAUUGUGAGGAGUUGGGAAAUGAUGUGGAUGAUAAGGCUCUGGCGGGUGAGGACAAAUCAAACAAGCAGCAUACGUGUCAUCUCUGUGGCUUCACGUCGCGCUACGCCAACCACGUGAAGCGUCACAUGAAAACUCACAACGGGGAGAAGCCCUUUAACUGCCUCUUGUGCACUUACGCCUCAGCGCAGCUGGUGAACCUGCAGAGGCACCUGCGCAUUCAUACGGGGGAAAAACCGUACAAGUGCGAUAGCUGCACUUUUGCAUGCAGUUCUCUUGGCAACCUGAAGAGGCACCAGCGCAUGCAUAUGCUCACUGCUGGAGCAGCACAGGAGGCCUCACCAAGGCCGCCCACUGGCCAGACCAGCCUGAACAGCCUGAAGAGACCUUUGAGCGGGCAGAGGCCUAAUGAGGAAGCGUCUGCUGCUUCAGAGAUUACAAGACCAUCAUCCAACCUGAGUUUGGGAGCCCAGAACAGUGAUUACGUAUCAGCCUUUGCUGGGUUAAAGGGAACCUCUCCACCGCCCAUACCUGCCUCUAACCCAGCUCCUGGCCACCACUCUCCACCGCUGCCGGAGAUGACGAGCAGCAGUAGCAGCAGGGCCCCCAGAGGCAGCGUAGCGGACGGCGCUGCUCUCCCACCUUCACUUUUUCCUUUUACUUGCCGAUUGUGUGGCAUCGUCCUGGAAGACGAGGACGGCUCCUCAGCCCAGAUCUGUGCCAAGUGUACCCUUGAAAUGUUAACGAAAGACUCGUCGUCGUCUCCCAAUAGUCCCGGGGAGCGCAGCGACAAGGUUUACACUUGUGCUUCGUGCCCUUUCCUCACACAUUACCCUAACCACCUGGCACGCCACAUGAAAACUCACAGCGGCGAGAAACCGUACAAGUGCCCACAGUGCGACUACGCCUCAGCGCACUUCGACAACCUCAAGCGGCACCACCGGGUGCACACAGGAGAGAAACCUUACAAGUGCCAUUUGUGCGAUUACGCUUGCGGGAACUUGGCCAACCUAAAGCGGCACCAGCGGGUGCACUCGGGCGCCAAACCCUUCCAGUGUGCCGUAUGCAACUACAGCUGCAACCAGAGCAUGAACCUGAAGCGACACAUGCUUCGACACACCGGGGAGAAGCCGUACAAAUGUCAGGAGUGCGGCUACACCACCGGCCACUGGGACAACUACAAGAGGCACCAGAAGAAACACGGCCUGGCCACGGACGGCUGGGUCAAGGUUCCCAUGACUGGUAAUGACGACGAGGAAGAUGUGAGGAAGAGGAUGGAGGCUCACAGAAAAGAUCCAAGGGUUGUUGAUAUGCAGUAUAUGCCGAGAGAGGGGGGGGCAGCCCUGCACUCAUGCUACAAACAUGAAAUUGCAUAAACUGUAACUCAGCAAAACUAAGCUACCAGCAUUUUUUAUUUUAUUUUUUUAUUUUCAGAGCAUUCAUAGUCUCGACGUGUGUCUUCAGUUACUGUCAGAUGUCUUGAGGCUGCUAAUAGUUCAUCUGUAGAACCUCGCACAAUUAUGGAAAUUCUGUUCUGAAAACUUUCAGAAGUCUUUUCACUGUCUUGUCGUGUGAAGUGUAAAAUGCCAGGCUGCUUAUCUUGUCAACAUUUCAUUCUCACACUACAUGGCAUGUUUUCAUUCUGGAAAAGGAAGAGGCAACCAAGUAUUUCUGAUCCCACGGAACUGAUGCACAAAUGUCACCAGGCGCUGCACCGUGUAGCUUCAGGAACAUUUGAGCAUUUUUUUUAAAACAAAGUCACCUGAUUGAUUGUUCUUGCCUUUUGCCCACAGAAUUUUCCCAACAUUGCUUGUUCUAUUAUAUUCAUUUAAACUACUUCUGGAAUGAGCGGUUUUCACCAUUUCCCAGACUAUAAAGUGCAGCUGUAAGCAGUCUUGGAUCCUUGAGUAGACCACAUUGUGCUUUGAUAGCUGUAGCCUUCAGUCUGAUAAGGAUAUGCCUUCCGAUCAAUGUAUGUACUAAUAUCCAAGUGCUGCUUCUUGGCACGUGAAAUCCUUUUGUCUUUAUAAACAUAUCAGUACAAUGAACAAGAUACCCCUUAGUUAAAUUACUGCCUAGGAUUUAAACUGUUAUCAUUUUGGCCCAAAUCCUCAGGACAUGAAAGUAUUGAUUUGUGAUGUUUAAAAGUUUACAAAAAAAAAAGAUUUCAUAUUUUAACACUAAAAAUUUGCAUGGCAAAGCAUGCUGAUAGACGGUUUUCAGCCUUGAUGUGAUGAAAGAAAAAGCACAGCCACACGCUGCUCCACUUUGGCAGAUUUGGUGAAAGUGAAAAAUCUUAACCCUUUUUUUUUUUUUCUCUAUUCAAGUGACUUAAAAAGUUUCACAGAAAUACUUCCGCAUAAUUUUAAAGGGAGUGUAUUAACCACCUCUGUCUUGUCAAUCUCAUUUAAUAUUGGCGGUGAAAUGAGCCCUUCUUCGAUUUUGAAAAAGA
Messenger RNA from Cololabis saira (Pacific saury), 3672 nucleotides. RefSeq names its product zinc finger protein 513a (gene znf513a). Gene Ontology annotation, cellular component: nucleus. Gene Ontology annotation, biological process: regulation of transcription by RNA polymerase II. The record is from RefSeq and is a predicted model, not a curated record. Gene Ontology annotation, molecular function: DNA-binding transcription factor activity; RNA polymerase II cis-regulatory region sequence-specific DNA binding. Lineage: Eukaryota; Metazoa; Chordata; Actinopteri; Beloniformes; Belonidae. The transcript is spliced from 3 exons. The coding region runs from base 941 to 2596 and encodes 551 amino acids.